UAAGUGUUUCACAACUCCAAGUUACAGUACAAGCUCACCAACACAACCAAGACCUGUGAAGGAAAUAUUACAGUUUGAUUCAUAGUGUGAAAAGCUUCCUUGACAAGGAUCACAGAAAACUACCAGACAUCUGCAGAAUUCCAGCUGUUGAAACUCACUAUGAGCUCUGUGGGUGUUUCUUCACUUGAAGCCUCUGAGGGCAGCAGUGAAAAAAUCAUGCUGAAUGUGGGAGGGGUAAAACAUGAGACCCUCAGGACCACCCUUAUGAGCCUUCCGGGGUCCCGUUUGGCUGAGCUGGUGGACACUGAGAAGCCUCCUUCAGAGCUUUUUUUUGAUCGCCACCCUGAAGUCUUCGCUCAUGUGCUGCAGUAUUAUAGAAGUGGGAAACUGCACUGUCCCAGCAACCUGUGUGGGCUUUUGCUGGAAGAGGAGUUCACCUUCUGGGGUAUUAGCAGUGCAGAUGUGGAGCCCUGCUGCUGGGAGACCUUUCGACAGAAUAAGGAGAACCUGAAGGCUUUGGCUGAGAUUAAACCUGCAGGGAUGAAGAAAGAGGAGGAAUCAGGUCAAAAACGGCAAUCCAGGAGCUCUAGAGGCUGGCAGAGGAAGAUAUGGGCUCUCUUUGACAAGCCGUACUCGUCCAUCAGCGCCAGAGUCAUUGCGAUCGUAUCUCUGUUCUUCAUCCUCCUCUCCAUCAUCGCAUUCUCUCUUUGGACUUUGCCCAGCAUCAAUUCGCACCAACUUCUCAAUGCUUGGGCAAGCAACUCAACCGUUGACUUUCCCAGUACCCUUCCUCUAGAAGCUAAAAUUCUUGACACAGUGGAAAUAGUGUGCUCGAUAUGGUUCGCGUUCGAGUUUUUGAUCCGUGCAGUCAGCUGCCCAAGCAAACUACGGUUCUUCAUGAAUGCUAUGAACAUUGUCGACCUGCUGGCUCUCUUCCCGUGGUUCUUCCGAUGGAGUUCAAACAAUUUCAGUGUAUUUGCAUUGGGUUUUCUGCAUGUAAUGCGAUGCAUACGUCUCCUUCGUGUCUUCAAACUAAUGCAGCAUGUGUUUGGUGUGAGCGUGUUGACGUACACACUUCGCGCAAGUUUGACUUCUCUUUGCAUAGUUCCUCUUUUACUCUUCAUUUGCACGCUCAUAUUUGGCACCAUGAUUUUUUUUGCUGAAUUAAUUCAUGAGGACUCGUACUUUAGUAGCAUUCUGAGUGGAUUUUGGUGGGCUCUGGUAACGCUGACCACAGUGGGUUAUGGAGACGUGAUACCUGUAACAGGUCAAGGCAAGUGUGUAGCGUUCCUGUGUGCGAUGGUCGGGGUUUUGCUUAUCGUUCUGCCUGUGCCCAUAAUCGUCAACAACUUCCUCAAGUUCAGCUCCUUGGUCAAAACUAAGUAUUCAAUGCCCAGAAUGAAGGAGAAUAGGAGUGUUGAUGCAGGUCCUACAUCUUCGGCUUAGAGAUUAGAAACAGAGGUAUGGAGAAAUUAUAGGAUAAAGUUAUAGUAUAAACAUAUCAUGUUUCCUAGUGGGCACAUGAUGUCUAAACAACAACAAAAACAUGUCAAAAAAUCGAUUUGAUAUUAAUUGCAAAAUUGUUGACGUGUCAAGACGACAUUAAACUGACGUCAAGACGACAUCAAAUUGAUAUCUAACAUUGGCGUCAAAAAACACGUCAAAAUGUGAAUCGAUUUGAUGUUAGCUCAUUACCUUGACGUCAAAACAACAUCGAAUUGACAUCUAAUAUUGGUGCCAAAAAAUAUACGACUGUCCUGUAAUUGAUUUUUGACGUUUUUUAUGCUAAUUUCGAUGUUGUUUUGACAUCAAGGUAGUUUACAGGGAUUGUAGGGAUACAAAAUCCAUGGUAACUCAUUCAUUCAUUUAUUCAUUUUCUUUUCGGCUUAGUCCCUUUAUUAAUCUAGGGUCGUCACAGCGGAAUGAACCGCCAACUUAUCCAGCAUAUGUUUUAUGCAGCGGAUGCCCUUCCAGCCGCAACCCAUCACUGGGAAACCCAUACACCCUCAUUCACACACACACUAUGAAAAAUUUCGCUUACCCAAUUCACCUGUACCGCAUGUCUUUGGACUGUGGGGGAAACCGGAGCACCCGGAGGAAACCCAUGCAAACGCAGGGAGAACAUGCAAACUCCACCCAGCCGAGGCUCAAACCAGCGACCUUCCUGUUGUGAGGCGACAGCACUACCUACUGCGCCACUGCAUGACGAAAAUUUCUUAUAUUAUAAUUAGGGCUGCACAAUAUAUCGUUUCAGCAUCGAUAUCGCAAUGUGUGAAUCUGCAAUAGUCACACUGUAGGAUUUGCAAUGUCAAGUUCUGAUCAUGUGAUUUGUGGAGUCAUCAUCGCUAAGUUUAACGAUAAAAUAGAGUUAAAGAUUUUCAUUUGAAUGUGUUUUUAAGACCUGCGACUGUAUGAUUUACAGUUUUUCCUCAGUGGCUUUUGUGCAUUUCUCACAACACUAUUUACAUUUGCACAACAGUUAAUGCAUUUCUCAAAACAAUCAGUACAAACUGCAAAACCUAGCUGAUAACCUGCAAAAGCGUCUCACUUGCUCAAAAUGAAGAGCUCAUUCCUCAAAAGGAAAUAUUCUUGUCAAUAACAGUGUCAGUGUCAUCAAGAUGAAAAGUCCUGACACCAUUGUUUAUGAACAUGAUAGUCAAAUGGCUGUCAUGUUUUCAUUAUGACAGUUUACUCUGUUCAUUUUUUCCAAUGCAAAAAAGUCAGAUUUAGGUGACACUUCCUGAAAAUGCUCAAGACAGCACUAUAUACUAUUAGCACAGCCAUUUGAAAACUACAGUAAAGUUAGACAUCACUGCAUUAGUGAGGUAUCUGAGUACAAGACACUGAAUAUGUAUGUUUCACAUUUUACUGCAUUUGCUCUUUACAAUUCUAAUUUAUUCACAGCAUUGUGCAGAAGAAUAAACACACCCUUAUUUACAACAAACAGAAACUUCCUUUGGGUAGAGCUGUGCACAACUGGAAACAAUAUUGCCGUACAUAUUGGAACUAAACCUACAACAUACACAGGUCUGUAAAUCUUUCAUGAAAUUGUUCAAUUUAGAAGACAUUUUCAGGAAGAAAUGAUCUAACUUUUUAAAAAUUAAAUUAGCUUGACAGAUUUUGACUAGUUGAACAUUUUUGUAUGUAAUGACUGAAGUAAUGACAUGAGGACUCUUAGUUUUAUAUGGAAUGACUAUUCAGCAUUCACAAGUUUAGUUCAUUUCGACUGACAUGACAUAAGCAAAUGAUAAUGUUAUAAACCAGCAGAGAGUCGUAUGAAAGCAGUUGAUGCAUGUCCAAAAGCAUUUACAAUUUGUUGGAAGGAAUGAGAAACUGCUACUAUGAUGUGCACAAAUGACUAAUAGUUUAGAGAAAUGCAUUAACUGUUGUGCAAAUGUAAAGAGUGUUGUGAGAAAUGCACCAAAGCCACUGAGAAAAACUGUAAAGUUUAACUUUAAGUUUCUUUCUUCUGUUGAACACAAAAGAAAAUAUUUUGAAAACCUGUAACCAUUGACUUUCAAAGUAAAAACAAUUACCAUGGACGCCAAUGGAUACAGGUUUAAAGAUUUUUCAAAAUGUCUUCUUUUGUAUUGAGCAGAAGAAAUAACAUCAAACAGGUUUGUAACAAGUAAAGGAUGAGGAAAUGAUGACAGAAUUAACAUUUUUGGGUGAACUUUAUCUUUAAUAACUAUCACAGGGUUUGAUGAAGAGCCACUAAUCUGAGGUUAUGUUUACUCAACACAGUGUUCACUUAAAAAUGUUAAACUUUUAUGGAUUUUGUCCAUUUAUUUACUUGACCAGUGCAUUUAAUGAGUGUAUGUUAGGAAACAAUACUGUUGUUUUCUCUGUGUCAACUACAGAAAUGAGAAUUUGUUAAAAUAGUGAACAUUUCCAGUGUAUAUGUGGGCUAAAGUAUGCAGGUUUUUUAGGCAUUGCCAUCUACUGGCCUGGCAUGCAGAAAAGAUUGUUUUUAGUCAUUGUAACAGACCAAUGUGAACAAAAGUGCCUUUACACAAAAUUCAAAGAAGAAAAAAAAAUCAGUUUUUAGUCCAUUGUUGUUAUAUAAACUUUCUUUAAAACCAAAACUGGACAUCCUUACGGAGUAUUUUGCUCAUUUUUAUCAAUGUGAUGAUAAAUCAUUGUGUGAAAAAGCACAAUAACAUUAUAUAAAAUAACGAUUUAUCGUGAAAGCAGACACAAAUUUAAACCCAGAAUUAUAAAUAUAUUGAUUUAAUCUGAUUACUGAAAAGCAUAGUUCAUAAAUUCUGAACUUUAGAAAGUCUUUAUCUAAAAAGCAGAUAAUUAAAUCAAAUAGAAACUGGGCUAUGAUGUGAAAUCAAAUAUGUGAGGUGCCUACAGUAUAUGCUAUUUUUUUUGUUAGCACCAUAUAUAUAUAUAUACAGUACACGCAUAAAUAUUGUAUACAUAUGUAAUCAAUACUAAUUCUAAACAUAUAGUCAAGGCUAGAGGUUACAUUUACUGCAUUUCAAUGAGUAUUAACACACAUAUAGCCUAAUCACACUGUACUUGUUUUAAAAGUCUUGCACACGAGUUUCAGAAACCCUUCGGGGUCCCACACAAAAUCAAAAUCCAGCCAAAUAAAUCAUAAAUCUGUGGGCUCAGUUUUCUCCAGGGGUCACAGACAACAGAUAUUUGGGAAAGACUUAUAAUUCUGAUGCCAGAUUUCGUUUUUUUAUUAUUAUUUCUGUAUUUUAUUCUUUCAUCAACCUCUUGUAUUGCAUUUUAUAUCUUGUUCUGUGUGUGUUCAUUAAAGUUAUAUCAUCUUUUUUCUCUGUA
Danio aesculapii is the source of this 4797-nucleotide messenger RNA. RefSeq names its product potassium voltage-gated channel subfamily C member 1. Gene Ontology annotation, biological process: potassium ion transmembrane transport; protein homooligomerization. The transcript is spliced from 3 exons. Bases 160 to 1446 code for a protein of 428 amino acids. Lineage: Eukaryota; Metazoa; Chordata; Actinopteri; Cypriniformes; Danionidae. Gene Ontology annotation, molecular function: delayed rectifier potassium channel activity; protein binding. The record is from RefSeq and is a predicted model, not a curated record. Gene Ontology annotation, cellular component: dendrite membrane; voltage-gated potassium channel complex; axon.